AUGUCCGUUGUAGAUGGCUUGCCGUUUGCUGAGGAAAAGAAGGACUACAUCCUCAAGACCUUGGAUCCAAUCCUUGAAGAAAUGGUAAGUGAUGUGUUGGCCGAUAUGCCGAAGGUGCCCAUGGACUUCAUGAUCCAGUGGCUCAUCAAACGUACUGGUCGUGCUGCUGAUGCGACAGAGAAGAUAUCCGUGUCGCAGAGAAACCAGAACUUGAAGCAGGAGCUCCGCUACUUGCAGGGGUCUUUGGAAGAAGCUAGCACAGCCGCAGCCGCACCAGCAGAAGAGGAGGAAGAAGAGGAGGAUGAAGAUGAUGACUGUGAUGAAAUCCCAGAGGCUUUCCGAAAGUCAGAGGAGAGCAUGGGCAAGACCCGUACCUCUGUCAGCGCCGAGGCCUACGGAGCCUGGAACCAGAAAAAGGACUUUACACCACCAGAUCAUCCGAAGACAGACGAGCAGAAGCAGCGCUUGAAGCAGACGCUCUCCAAGAGCUUCAUGUUCUCUAGCUUGGAGGACAAGGACAUGACCACCAUACUGGGUGCCAUGAAGGAGUGCAAGUUCGAAGCUGGGCAGAAAGUCAUCAAUGAGGGGGACAAUGGUGACUUCCUGUUUGUCAUUGAGAAGGGCCAGCUUGAGUGCUUAAAGACAUCCAAUGGAGAGGAGAAGGUGGUUAAGACUGUGAAUGAGGGAGACGUCUUCGGUGAGCUUGCCCUGCUUUAUAACUGUCCUCGUGCCGCCUCCGUGGUUGCGAAGGUGGAGUGCAUUUGUUGGGAGCUUGACCGCGAGUCCUUCAACUACAUCGUCAAGGAUGCUGCCGUAGCCCGCCGCAACAAGUACGAUGAGUUCCUCCAGUCAGUCACUCUCCUCGCCUCGCUUGAAGCUUAUGAGCGCUCGCAGAUUGCCGACGCGCUGAAGCCGGAGAAGUUCAACAAGGGUGAUUGUAUCGUCAAGCAGGAUGAUCCGGGAGACAAGUUCUACAUUGUUGAGGAAGGCACGCUCUAUGCCUUGAAGGUUAUCGACGGCACUGAGACGCGCGUUAUGGACUACAAGGUCGGCGAUUACUUCGGCGAGCUUGCGCUUCUCAAGAACCAGCCACGCGCGGCCAGCAUCAUUGUGGAGAGUGAAUCUGCCAAGGUUCUCUCGAUGUCCAGGCUGUCGUUCAACAAGAUGCUGGGCCCUUUGGCGGACCUCCUGUCCUCGAAGGUGAAAUCCUACAAGUGA
This is a messenger RNA of Symbiodinium pilosum, 1218 nucleotides long. NCBI's taxonomy places the organism in Eukaryota, Dinophyceae, Suessiales, Symbiodiniaceae. The record is from the annotation of a GenBank genome assembly.